Caenorhabditis bovis is the source of this 465-nucleotide messenger RNA. Lineage: Eukaryota; Metazoa; Nematoda; Chromadorea; Rhabditida; Rhabditidae. The record is from the annotation of a GenBank genome assembly.
AUGCUGCCAUUACAUCGUCGGACAUAUGAAUGGAAAGGGGACCAUGUGCUAAGGUGCAGGCACUGGGAUAAGGUGGCGAUUCGAUGGCACAUUUCGUCUUGCGAUGAAAGCGGCAGAAAUUGCACCGGUGGAAGUAAUGUCGAUUACGCGGAUCGACCUCAGAAUUCCACUGAAGUGCCGGCUUGGAAGAAUGCGUUCACGUAUUUUCAGCUUCCUGGAGCUGAGAAUGGGGAUAUUCUGAAUCUUCAAAUCGGUGGUUAUGAUCGACGAAAGAUUCGGACCAUCUCGAUUGCACCGCUCAAAAUUGACGUGGAUUGGAGGUGGCAGGUUGACAAGAGGGGUUGCAAUAAUUUCGUUGUUCGCAUGUCAGCGAUGAGCAUAAUCGACAAACGGAACAGCAAGAACCUUCGGAAAUUCUGCAAAAUGUUCGACAAAGACCAAUUCGUAGAUUGCAACAAUCUCUAA